Arabidopsis lyrata subsp. lyrata is the source of this 3076-nucleotide messenger RNA. RefSeq lists its product as uncharacterized. NCBI's taxonomy places the organism in Eukaryota, Viridiplantae, Streptophyta, Magnoliopsida, Brassicales, Brassicaceae. The transcript is spliced from 3 exons. The coding region runs from base 717 to 2834 and encodes 705 amino acids. The record is from RefSeq and is a predicted model, not a curated record.
UCUUCCAUCGAGAGAUACAUAGAGAAUAGAGUAGUGAGAGUAUCGUUCAAAGUUCUGAGAUUAAUCUACGAACCCUCAAUAUGAAAAUUACCAUUGUAUGUCUUCUACUAUGUGUUUGUCUUCCAUCGAGAGAUACAUAGAGAAUAGAGUAGUGAGAGUAUCGUUCAAAGUUCUGAGAUUAAUCUACGAACCCUCAAUAUGAAAAUUACCAUUGUAUGUCUUCUACUAUGUGUUUGUCUUCCAUCGAGAGAUACAUAGAGAAUAGAGUAGUGAGAGUAUCGUUCAAAGUUCUGAGAUUAAUCUACGAACCCUCAAUAUGAAAAUUACCAUUGUAUGUCUUCUACUAUGUGUUUGUCUUCCAUCGAGAGAUACAUAGAGAAUAGAGUAGUGAGAGUAUCGUUCAAAGUUCUGAGAUUAAUCUACGAACCCUGGAGCGCACGCUAGGUGCUCGACGAAAUGUCACACUGAGAGUUCAUUUGAAAGAAAACUCAACUUAUUUAUUUUCCAAUGAAGAUCACGUGCCUUGCACAUGACCGUCUCUUUAUCUCCCUCUUGCUCUGCCAACAGCUGUAUAUAAACGCCUUUACUCUGUUUUCUUCUCGUAAACAGAGAACCAAUACAAUUCCAAGAAAAAGCUCUCUCUUUUCUUUCUCACUCUCCCAUUUUCUUGGACCUCAAAGAAACCCAUCGUUUUCUCGAGAAAAUUCUGCGUUUGAAUGAUGAAGAAUUCAGAGAAAAGUGAUGACAAAGAAACAAAAAAGAAGAUUGACGAUGCAUACAAUCUUGCCAAAGGCUUCUGGAAAAAAGGUAACCGUAUUGAGGCCUUGAUGUUAACCGAGAAAACGAUUUCAGAUCAUGGGAGAAACGAAUCUUGCUGCUAUGUUCACCACGAACUUCAAGGUGAUAUCUUCUAUCAGCUUGCGGGAGAAAUAGAGUUAGAGAUCACCAACGACAUCAAACGCGUAUACUUGUUUGCUUCUCUCGAUGCGUUUUCAAUGUCUAUUCUUCUGUGUCCUGACGCUUUGAGGUCAUUUCGUGGCUGUGCUCGUUCGCUAAUCGAGUUAGGUGAUCAGCUUGGGAUAAAGAAGUUUUAUGAGAAAGCUGCGUCGAGAGCAUGUCAGGGAGUGUCCAUAACAAAACCUCAAGACAUUUCGCAGUCCUCAGAAAAAGCUUUGAAGAAGAAGAAUAGCAAUGCGGCUGUGACUGUUUCCGAGACAAGUAGUAUGGAUAAUCAGAUGCUAUUGAUAAAGAAAGAUCCUUCUAAUCAGUUGAAAUACUUUUGGGUUAAUUUGGAUGACAAGACUAAAAGGGAUUUUUUGGUAGUAGACUUUCGAAAGCUUAUAGACUACAUUUUUGAUGUGUAUGGCAAAGAAGUAAAAGGAUAUUUUCGGAAAUGUGUAGCCACCAUCCUCGAUUCAAGUCGAUGGAGAUGCUGGAAGUGCCACAUUUGUUCUCAGGUUAACUACUGUUUUACAGAUUGCAAGAUGCACAUCUUAGAUAAUCAUGUGCACAAAUAUGAACCCGACUUCAGUGCUCAUCCUAAGUAUGUGGAUGAGAUUUUGGCUGACAUGAUAUGUUGUGGGGACUGGAAGCCAGUGGAUAUAGAGAAGGCAGCAAAUCUGAUCAAGGAGAGAACUAAGAGCCGGAUAGAGUUUGUUUAUGUUAAUGGAUGGUGUAGUGAUUGGCCUGUAGCGAAUGAUAAAGACCGGGAAAAUAUACUCAAACAGUUUGCGGAUGUUCUUAAAUCUUCUUGCCCCAAGGAGAAUCGUACUCUUUCAUGUUCCCUUUGGGACUGGUUGAUAGAUUACACAGAAGAGCAUCUCGAACUACCUGGAGUUCCUGGGAGCUAUCUUGAUGAAUGUAGCUUCUUUAAGAACCCUCAAUGCAUUUGCUUCUUAGAUCUUAAGCACCUUAAACACAUCCUCAAAUAUUUUAGACAGCUCACCACUGAUGUCCGCGGAAGUUUGGUUUCAAAAGUAGUGAAUCAGCUCUGGGAAAAUUCCCAGGUCAAGGAAAGAAUCGAUCUUGAGGGAGUAACUACUUAUAAUCUGCUUCUGGAUAAGAGACUGCUGUAUGAAGAAGUGCUUGAAUUGGAUAAGAAUGAGACAGUAGAGCAUUAUCAAUCCACUGGAAUUUAUGAGGAUGUGAUGCCUAAAGGUGAUAAGAUCGUCUCUUGGAUUCUUGACUGCCCAGAAAUCAAUAAGGAAUUUAUGUCUCAAGUGGCAAAGGGCUUACACAAUCGUGAGAUAUGGUUAGCAGUUCUGAGAAUAGUACAGGGCAUGGUUAGGAAAAAGGAAAGCUACUAUGAUAAGAAACGCAGGAUGCUAACCUAUGAGAAGAUGUUGGGUGUGGUAGACACCAUUUGUGACAGAGAAGACACUAGAAAGAAUGUUAAUCAGCGGAGCACAUAUGAGUUUUCGCUUCGAAUGAAAUGUGAGGAGCUUGUUGGUAAGCAAGAUGAUGAUACAAAAGUUUUCUUGACUGUUGUAAGAGAUGUUUUUGUAAGACUAUGCACUCCAAAUUUUAAAGCAUUAGAAGAUAUGGAGUGUAUAUCCAAACUCUCUGCUACUGUCCCAAAUGAUGAUGUUAAGAAAAGUCUUUUGAGGUUAAGGAAAUCGUUGAAAGAGAAGUUCCCUUUGAUUGAUUCAAAGAUUUUGCGGAACGAAUCUACAUACAAAAAGCUAAUAGAUGUAUUCCCAAAGCUAUCGGCAGUUGAGUAUCGCUUGGUGUUCCUUCCGUUUGUGAAGAAGUUCUUACAGGAUAAACUGAACAAGAUGAUGGAAACAAAUAGCAAUUCAGUUGCUGCAGGAGAUUCUGUCAACAUGCAGGGCUAAAAUUUUGGAGGAUCAUUCUUGCAGAUGGAGAAAAUAGUGUUUUUAUGUUCUCGGAAAAACUUUUGGAUUGGAGAGAAAACUGUAUAUGAAAAUUUGUAGUUUGUUUUAGGACCAGAUGCAUAUAUGUUUUUUUUUUUUUUUUUUUGUUAAAAGAUGCAUAUAUGUUUGUAUUGUGUGUGAAAGGAAACUGAGAAAAAGGGGACAAUGAAAUGCACUUGUUUAUCUUCAUCAACUUUGGUCUA